This is a messenger RNA of Durusdinium trenchii, 6429 nucleotides long. Lineage: Eukaryota; Dinophyceae; Suessiales; Symbiodiniaceae. The record is from the annotation of a GenBank genome assembly.
AUGGCUAGCCCGGAGCGUGCCUGCCAAUCGCAGUCUUUCGAUGAGCGUCUCCGAGGCUCUGAGUUACCGGACUCGCGCAGGGCGCGCAGUGGUGGUGACCUUGCCCACCUGGCAUCGGCAGCAGCAUCGAUGUAUGUAGGAAAGGUGAUACCCGUCGCCAAAUCGACACCCUACUUGCCUCAGCGGAUGCUGAAUGUGAGUGAUGCGUCCGAUAAUCUGGACGACUCCACCAGCAAGACACCCUCCACCAGCAAGCGGGUGCCGAUGGAUAUCUCGGAGCUGGUGAAGCAAUUUGAAGAUUUGAUGCAUGACUUUCGAGAAGAUCCACAAGAGCACAGCUCACUCUUCAAUGUCAUUGGGCCCAACCCUUGGAACUUAGGCUUUAUUCAAACUGGACCUUUGCAGAAGAGGGCCAUCAACCUCCUAAAGGUCUUUUCGCGGAGUAUUGUGCUGCAGUUCCCCAGGGCCUACUCGCUGGAAGAGUCAAUGAAGCCUCCGGGCGUCCGGGGCUGGCUACGACCGUGCAACCUUUGCUUGGAGGACGUGGGGCAGUGGACGCAGAUAUGUUUGAUCCAUGUGUCUGCCUUUUGCAAGUACGACAAUCUGGAGAAAGAUGUGCAGUUGAUUUUGAGUCAGGGAGGGAACAUCAAUGCGAGAGCCUUCUUCGAGGUCUCGCUGCCAUACCAAGACAGGGACGAGCCGACGGCGGUGAGCUGCUCCGUGCAGCCGCUGCAUCUGGCGGUGCACGCGGGGAAUCUGCGGGGAGUGGAGGUGCUCUUGCGGCAGAAGGCGGCCCUGGAAUCCAGGUCCACGUUCGAUGCUGUGCCCGACUUCACUCCUUUGCACCUGGCGACCGCUUUAUGGGCGCGGAUGGGAGAAGAGUCCCUGAAGCAGCAUGAGGUGGUGAAACUACUGCUGAGUCACACGGCCGACCCCCAUGCCGUGGACCUGAGCGGUGCCAGCUGCAACGAUUUGAGGCCCGGGGGCCACAAGACGCGUCCCGCGCCCUCAUUGAAGAGAGGAAUGGUGGUGACGGUGGACGUGGACCUCGCGAAAAAGUUUCGGCUCCAGCGGCAAGCGCAAUUGCUGCUGCAGGAGGAGGAGGAUGCCCGGCGCUCAGAGUUCGUGAUCAUGGAGAACGUCGAAGAUGAAAGCGAGCAUGAGCUGGUACAUAUCCAAAUGAUCCAUACGGAGCUAUUGGAAGAGCCCAAGCACAUCAAACUCCCUCAGAGCUGCGUCACGGUCAUGGGCUACCGGCUCUUCAGCUACUUCUGCCACCUGCACGCGGCACAACUCGAUGGCACCGGUUCGGGUGAUGUGGCCUCGGGAGCCUCGCCGAAGUCAUUCAGUAAAUCGCGCACCACCACCGUGAACUUCGAGGACGAAGACCUCUCUGGCUCGCUCCCUCUGCAGGACUUCAAGCGUUCGCGCUUCGUGACGAUCGGCUCGCCAGAGCAUGCAGACUCUCAGGAGGUGCUAGACUUGGAAUCUGAGAUUUGCCCGGAGAUGCCCAUGGAGGAGGUCGUGCAGAUGAAGCUGGACAACCCGCUUCGGCCAGGACAUUUCUACCGCAAGCGGAAUUUGGUGACCUCUGGCUACAUGCUGCACUUCGCUGUGGAUGAGCUGAUCCGGGCCGGGACAGAGACCGAGACCCUGGAAGAGGUUCUCAGGUCGUUGGUCCAGCUCAGGGCGGAUGUGCACAGCCGUGCCUUUGUGAAGCGGAACGUGUCGAACGACUUCUACGAGGUGACUGCUAUGCACAUGGCAGCAGUGAGUUUCUGUCUACCAGCAGUGAAGUUACUCUUGGAGAUGAAGUCCUCAAUCGAAUCGGCGGCCACCUUUGAUCGGAUCCCCUGCUGGACGCCCUUGGCCGAUGCCCUCCUGGCCACCGUGGACUUCGGCACCCGGCGUGCGGCCGUGGCGGCCGCGCGCAGGGAGAAGGACUGUGUGGUCACGUACCUGCUGAACGAGCGUGCAAACCCAGAUGGCUGCGGCGGCAGCGGAGGCCUAAGCUGCCUUCAUUUGGCCGUCGGAAAGAACUGCGACUCGGAGAUUGUGAGCAUGCUGGUGGAGAACAGCGCGGAUGUGACAUUGAAGACCAGCACCUACGUGCGCGCCACGCGAGCUCACGGCAACCGCGGUUGGGACCGUGGCUUGACGCCGUUGCAGAUUUGCGACUAUGCCGACCAGGUCUAUUCUCAGAAGGCACGGAGUGAAGUGAUGGCACUUCUGGCACCUUCCUUGCGGGGUGCCUCCUUUUUGUUGCAGGACGUCACCAGCAUGUCCGCCUUCAGCCUGAGUGCUGCGGACGAGCUGGUGAAACGAGUCAUCGAGGAGGCCAAGAAGGAGCGUAGGCAAGCACAGUAUGACUUCGGAGGUGACGACAAAGUGCACGAGGACGGAGUGGCCUUGCUGGCUGCGGCAGCACAAGAUCUGGCAUUCCAAAUUGGCUCCGAAGGCUUCCUGUACAAGGGCGAGCCUGUCCGGCCCCUCCUGGGCCGAUCAGAUGGGAUCGUCAGCGGCGAAGCAGCUGCACCAAGAAGGCCGGGCGAGUCCGCGGACGAUGAGGACGGAGGACGUCCGUGGGACGACGUGUCACGCGGCCGCGGGGUGGACGCCGCGUCCGUGGACGGCGAUCGGGACGUGUGCAUCAAGGUACUGCUGGUGGCCAACAUCUUGGAUGUGCGCGUGAUGAUGGCGCUGACCAGCGUCGGCUGGAGCGAGAUCUUCGCUGAGAAGGUCGUUCAGGCGAUACUUUCAGCUGGCUACGAGCAGUUUUGCUUUCGGCCCAUCAGUGCAGCCUUGAUUCAAGAGACGAUCCUUUUUGCGGCCUUCCUGUCUUGGUCCUUUGGCUGUGAAUUCUGGAUCUUCCCGCAGACGAAGAAGAUCGCAUGGGCGGUGAUCUUCGCGAUUUUCAUCAAUGAGUCGAUCACCAUCACCUGGUGGCUGCGAGGCCAUAUCUCCCAUGGAUGGACGCUGAAGCAGUUCUUCCUUCACCCCAUGACCAGUUUUCGCCUUUUUCAGCUCUAUUUGCUCUGGUGGCUCCUCUGGAGGACCUUCUUUGGCUAUGACCUGGAUCACAGCUGGCGCGGGGAUGAGGACAUCGGCGACAACAAACGAACCUUCGAGAGGAGUUUGUUGGGCGCGAAUUUGCUUCUGCAGUGCUUCCUCUUCAUCUUCUUGGCGAAAGGCGCUUCGCCCAGACUGGAAUUUGGACGGCACUUGCUGGCAAUCCUGCACUCCUUCAUGCGGCUGGGUGUCAUUUUCACUGUCCUGUUCUUGGUUUUUGCCAGCUUCACCUCUGCAUAUUUAGUGAUGGGCUCGCGCUUGCCCUUGCGCGCGUUGAUCGAGAAGGUCUACCGGGGCCUCUUCCUGGCCGACGGGGAAGGCUUGGACGUGAUGGAGGGCGAAGACCACCGUGGAGAAUUACAGCCGAACAACUUGGACACCUAUCUCACACUUCUCUCCACCUUCAUUGUGACGAUUUGCUUACUGAACGUGUCCAUCGCUGUCUUCACCAUGGAGUAUGAAGCUGCCAUCAAAGAGUCAUGGCUCCACUUCUGGCGCUGGCGAGCACGUCUUUGUACCGAGGUGCUGCUGUGCCCUCGCUGGCCGUGGAAAUUCGAAAGCAAGAACUCCCUCUGUGUGGAGCGUCGCUUCGUGGCCAAGUACCUGGAGUGGGCGGUCGCCAGGCUUAAAGAUGAUUUGCUGCCAAGCAUCUACAACAGCAGGUUCUGUCAGAGGACCUUCAACCUCUUCGGGUACCGGAUUUCCUGGGAGCCGUUGCUGCCACAAGCCACGGAGGAGGAGAAGGAUGAUGACGCCGAGUAUGUCCGCUUAGUGGGGUGGAUCACCGUUGCAUCAGUGACCUUGCUCGGCAUCGUGCUCAUUUGGCUACCCUUCGUCCACGGGGUCUUCAGCGGCCUUCUGCUCGGGCUGGGCCUCACCAUUUUGAAGUCCCUCUGUGCGCGGGGACCCUACGGCAACUCGACGUCUCUUCAGGAUCCGGACGGCGACUCCGAUGAGGAGGAGGAGGAGCAGAAACGCGGUGCAGAACGGCCUCAUUUCCUUUGGAUUUGUUACAGGGCCGAUUAUGAUGCCAAUGUCACUCGGACUUCAGUCACCGGGGUGGGAAGGCAAGGAGUCACCCAGACCAAAGUGAACCGCUUGGCGCAUUCGCUCGACACCUAUGGCCGUGAGGUCACCGGUAUUUCGGAGACCCUCAGCAAGCUGGCGGAGACCGUGCAACGCAUGGAUGCCAAGUUGGCCCCUCGAGAAGGGCACUUGGCUCCUCCGGGCGCUCCGCUGGACUUGCACCGCGCCUCCAGCUCACCCAACGAACGCAGGAUUUUGAUUCUCCGCCGGCAGGGCAGUGUCAUGAGCCAGAGGAGCACGAUGAUGGAUCCUAGGCGCAACAUGGUGCACAACAGCGAGCAACGCCCGCAGUUGGGCUUGGGGACAGGCAUUGUUCAUACCCAGGAUCCUGUUAUGUCAAUCUCCUUCAAUCCCUCGAGUGGAGCACCCGAAGGGCUCAAGGGCGACCUGUUCGAGGUGAACCAGGUCCUAAAGGCGUAUGCUCAGAGGAAGCAGUGGCGUCAGGCGUUGGGCCUGUUGAGCCGCUGUUUUAGCCCAGACAUCUACAGCCUCAACACGGUCAUCGCUGCAUGUGCCCGCAGCAAGCAGUGGGCGCUCUCUCUGGGCCUUCUCUGGGACAUGCCAAAGUCGUUCCAGUUGAGACAGGACGUGGUGAGUUUCAACUCAGUGAUGAGCUCGUUGCCUUGGCGGAUGUGCCUCACCUUGCUGGAAUGCAUGGAAGGUCUCGAGGUGGCGCCGGACGCAGUGACCUACAACAGCAUCAUGAAGAGCAACCCUCGGCACUUGGCAGGGCCCCUGCUGCAACGCAUGCGCGUACAGCAGGUCGCACCCAGCACGGUGACCUUCAACACGGCCAUGGAGUGUGACUGGCCAGGUGCCUUGCAGCUCUUGGAGGAGAUGAACGCCAGCAAGUUGCAGCCCAAUGUCAUCACGUUGAACACCUGCCUCAAGGUCACGAGUAACUGGUGCAAGAGCCUGGCUCUGCUGGAACAUUUGGAAAGCAGGCGCCUAGCUCCCGACGUGAUCUCUUUCAAUACUAUCCUGGCCCAGGGGCCGGUGCCAGCCUUAAUCCACACCGCGAUGGAGCGGCGCAGGAUCGAGCCAGAUUUGCACACCUGGACUUCCAGCAUCACAGCUGCAGGAACCUGGGAAGAAGCCUUGCUUUACCUUUCCCAUUCGAAAGAUCGGGACGUGGCUCUCAUGAACGCCGCCAUGACUGCUUGCGCUGAGGCAGGGGAAUGGGAGCGGGCUUUAGCGCUUCUCUUCUCGCUUCCUCAGUAUGGACUGACCGCCGACGUGGUGAGCUUCAAUGCGACGAUGGCCGCCUGUGAUCAAGGUCAUCAGUGGGACUUGGCGCUGGCUUUGCUCGAGCAGUUGCAGGACGCUCAGCUGCGGCCAACUGUCAUCAGUUUUAGCUCAGUGGCAAGCGCUUGUGAGCAAGCGAAACAGUGGCCAGAAGCCUUGGAGAUGCUGCUAUCCUUGAAACACACCUUCCUGCGUGCGGAUGACGUGGCCUUCAACACGGUGACGAGUGCUUGCACAAGUGGCCAGCAAUGGGCGCGAGCUUUGCAAGUGCUGAAGCUGAGAGAGGAGGAGGAACUGAUGCCCAGUUUGAUCUCUUGCAAUGCGGCCAUUACAGCCAUGUCCGUGGCCGCGGAUGUCUCCAGCGCGCAAGGUGUGCUUGGAAGGAUGUGCCUCCUGCGCUUGGUGCCCUCCUCUGUCACCUGGAAUUCCCUCCUGGCAGCCUGCUGCGCCAGCAAGGAUUGGCGUGCUGCUUUGCAAACGCUCCUUGGGCCCCGGUUGCAAGCUUCGGCCAGGCUGCCAGCCUCGCCCAGCGAGCGCUUCGCAGCAAAGGCGCUGGUGGUGGAGUGCUUGGAAGGUCAAGCAGCAGAGAUGCGCUUCCAGUUGCAGGAGCUCCGAGAUGCCUUGCUGGGCGUGCUGGAAAACGGCACCAGGGACCGAGAACGGAACGACCUCAGCGACGCUCCGAGUCCCAUGGCACCUGAGUCGAUGGGGGUCCAGAAACCACCUGACUUGGGGAUUGGAUUUGAUCCCAAGAUGCUCCAAGAAUUGACACUUCUGACCAUUCCUCUUUGCUUCGACCGACCUCUCGUGGUCGCUUUUACCACCUCAAGCUCCGCGCGCUUUCGCUCCGCGCGCAAGCUCCUCGAGCGGUCGUCUAAGCGACCUCACCUGUUCUCCAAUCCCACCAGCCUGAUGGAUCUCAUCGACAACACCUUGGAAGAGACCCAGAACAACGAGACCCUGGGCAACGACAAGCAGCCUGGCAGACCGUGGCAGACUGGAGCUGUUUGGUGGAGGAAUGCAAAGUAG